GAUUGAGAGAGAAUAAUGKCCGACGAGCACACAGRAAAAAGCAAKUCUUCAUUCGUUCAUCCGUCCUUAUUURAAAAGRUAGAUGGUAUAAUUCAURUACGAWAUGUUACUAAAGAGUUUCUAGGCCACAUCAAAGAUCUCCCAGUCCAGCCAAACGAUGUAAUCAUCUCUUCUUAUCCCAAAGCAGGAACAACAUGGGUUUCAGAAAUUUUAUGGCAAAUCAACUUUGAUGGAAAUACUGAUGACAGGUAUAUAGGACACAGAGUGCCAUUUUUUGAUGAGAUGCUGGUGAUGGGAAAAGUUAAAACRAGGGAAGAUCUACAUGAUUUUUACCUAAAGCAUCCAUCACGAAUCUUUAAACUUCAUUCGCAAUUUCAUGAAGUACCCAUGGGAGAUGCCAACAAAGCCAAGUACAUCUACGUUGCUCGUAACCCAAAAGACACCGCUGUGUCUUUUUAUCAUCAUUACAGGGGAUUUAAAUUGUAUGAGUUUGACCCUGAUCGAACAUGGGACGAGUUCUUUGAUAUGUUCAUCAAUAACAGAGUCCAUUAUGGCAGUUGGUUUGAUCACGUGCUUAGUUGGUGGGCUCAUCGAGACGACGAGAACGUCCUUUUUCUCAAGUAUGAAGAUAUGAAAAAGGACUUGUCUGCUGCCGUCCAAACAAUUGCUCAAUUCAUUGGUAAGUCCUUGUCUCCAGAGCUGAUUGAACGUAUCACUAAACAAACAUGUUUUUCAUCGAUGUCUGAUGGAAAAGGUCGAUAUUAUGAUGGCGACGAGUUGACUUUUGCAAGAAAUUCAGGUAUCAAUUUCAUUCGCAAGGGUCAAGUGGGAGACUGGAGGAAUUAUUUCACCGAAGAACAGAAUACACGCUUUGACAAAAUUUAUAAUGAAAUACUAGCAGAAAGUGGACUGCAAUUUGAGUUUUGAGGGUUUAGAAUAUUCUCAACAUAAAUCUCUAAAUUAACAUACACUCGAUCUUUUAUAGUUUAAYUUCAUUUUUAUGUUUCAAGACCUUUCAAUAGUGUGUGAAAACGAACUGUACUAUGCAUAUGGGAAUAAAAAUURAAUAAAAUUGACAGCAAGUCUACUUAAA
Messenger RNA from Exaiptasia diaphana, 1093 nucleotides. RefSeq names its product sulfotransferase 1C2A. Gene Ontology annotation, molecular function: sulfotransferase activity. Bases 16 to 927 code for a protein of 303 amino acids. The transcript is spliced from 4 exons. Gene Ontology annotation, biological process: sulfation. Gene Ontology annotation, cellular component: cytoplasm. NCBI's taxonomy places the organism in Eukaryota, Metazoa, Cnidaria, Anthozoa, Actiniaria, Aiptasiidae. The record is from RefSeq and is a predicted model, not a curated record.